Molecule: messenger RNA, 1704 nt
Organism: Exophiala mesophila
Lineage: Eukaryota; Fungi; Ascomycota; Eurotiomycetes; Chaetothyriales; Herpotrichiellaceae
Exons: 3
Coding region: 1-1704 (567 amino acids)
Source: RefSeq, a predicted model, not a curated record
AUGAUGGCGGAGUUUAUGUUUGUUCAAGACCCCUCGACUCAAAGGACCACAAGAGAUAAAGAACUCCUCUUGUCUCGCAUCAGAUCUCACGCUGCUCACACUACUCGUGUCAAGAAAACCAGUAAGACCUUACCACUGGUGAUCAGAAAACGCGCUGCACCUCAGAAUGGGCACCUCUACGAUGAUGAUCUGAUCAAUCCAAGGUCGGUUGCGGCAUAUCGCUCGAAAACACAGCAGCUCGAAGAGCAGUUUCUCAUUAGAGAGAAGUCAAGGCUAGAGCGCGUCAUCAAUGAUGUCCCCUCUCCCACAUCGUAUCUAGGGCAAUCCAAGCGCGACCCUUUCGAAACGAAUCCUACUCGUCGUCUGCCGCUCUUCAUGCACGAUGUUUGGGAGUAUGCGUUUGAUGUGCUUCUCCCAAAAAACGAACCCGGGCUUCGUGGAGCUGCGUUGGUAGCCUCCAUGUUGGCGAGGAGAAGAGCUGCCUCCCAGAAUCUUCUGGAUUAUCACUGCCAGGUAUCGAAUAUCGCUACAUUGGCUUUGCCAUUGUUCAAAGACCCGUCCAGCGUGCGGCAGCUGGGCAUCGUACAAAUGGAGCACCAGAACUUUGCCAUCCAGCUCAUCAACAAACAGAUUCAAGCGACGGGAAAACGAGCUGCCUCUGACGCACUUAUCAAUGCUAUUUUCAUGCUUGGGAUUCAAGAGGUUGGCCCAGGGAGCUGGGAGGUUGAUCGAUAUGAGCAAGCAACACCCCUGAGCCUGGCUUUCAACUUCCAUGCCUAUGUAAGAGCUCCUGGGCUAAAUAGGCAGUACUAUGCAUGGAUUUCGUUUGUCAAACAAAGAGGAGGGUUGGAGAUGCUGCAGGAUAAAGCGCUUGCUAGACGGCUCCAGCUGUGUUCAAUCGUCGUCAGCUCAUGCACUGGAGAGCCGCCACCAUUCCCGCUUCUUCGCGAUAGUGUGUCCCGUGCUGAGAGUCUUAUGCCCGGAAUAGGACAUACGAUCACUGAGCCCUCGUACUCGCUCGAUGGCGAGGAGAUCGGUCUGCCGUCGAACUCGAGUACUUACACCGCGCUUUUGGGGUCGGUGCAGCAGCUGACGGAAGCCCUCCAUGCCUUUGUGGAACAAAAGAAAGAUGCGAUUCAAUUGUCCCAGCUAAGUCUACUUGCAGGAGUUUUGCAGCAUCGGCUCUGCUCCGUUCGUCCUCCGUCAAAGGACAAACCCGGACAUGCGGCGGAGAAUGCCAUCCGACUUGCCUUGCUAGUAUACUCGGACACGCUUUUCUUCCCAAUACCAUCAGUGCGAAGUGCGCGGGAACGUCUGGCAGCUGAGAUCAAGGAGUCCCUGUCAGAAUUGAUCACCACCAAUCCACGCCGAUUUCUUUCAUCUGGCAUACUCGCGUGGGCCUUUGUCCUUGGCGGCAUCGCUUCAGAAUCGAACCAGCACCGAGAUUGGUUCGUCGACUACCUACGAGCCAAUUAUCAACUGGAUAGCUGUCGUUGGGACACUUAUAAAGCAGGCAUCAGGCUCUUGCCAUGGAGUGAGACAUUCCUGGAUCCGUCAGCAACCCGUCUAUGGAACGAAGCGUUUGGGAUGGGCGAACCAAAUUCUGAGCAGUGUGUCAUCACGGAAGAUGUCAGGAUCUGGCCGACCAAGUUUUCCCCAGUUGAGUCCAGUGCUAGCCCGUACUCCAGCCGUGCGUCCCACUAG